This is a messenger RNA of Ceratitis capitata (Mediterranean fruit fly), 1469 nucleotides long. RefSeq names its product vitellogenin-1. Gene Ontology annotation, molecular function: lipase activity. The transcript is spliced from 3 exons. Gene Ontology annotation, biological process: lipid metabolic process. The coding region runs from base 208 to 1386 and encodes 392 amino acids. The record is from RefSeq and is a predicted model, not a curated record. Lineage: Eukaryota; Metazoa; Arthropoda; Insecta; Diptera; Tephritidae.
UAGAUGCAAAUAUACGUGUAAUUAAGCAUUGUAUAUAUAAGCAGCGAUUUAAACGAAUGUGAUUAGUUUUCGCAGAACAAACUCCGCGUUACGAUUGCCGAACGGUCAAUGAUAUUUAUUAGUUAAUUCAAUGAGUAAGUGGGCAAGUGAGUGAUAAUAAAAAAUUAUUACAAUUAAAUAGAAAAUAAAAGUUAAAAUUGAAUAAAAAUGUCGUGUUUGAGGCAUGUGCAUGUCACUAAAAUCGCCUUGAUACUUAUCUUAUGUGUUGUUGGCGCACGCGCACAAGGCGGCUUGCUACGCGGCAUCACUGAUGUGGGUAAAAGUUUGAGCGAUAUUACAACCGGCGUGGCCAAGGAUGUUGGCAAAUUAAUACCCACACCUGAGGGUGUAUUUGAGGCGGGUAAAAAUGUCGUCGCCGGCUAUCCAUUCGAGUUGAUUUCCUCGGCAGUGAAUCAGAUUUGUUCCUCCGCUCUUUCCUCCGAAGCGAUUAAGCCACGCAUAACGCCCGAUUUGAAGAAGAUCAAUUUCCAGCUACGCACCACUUGCAAAAACUACACUUAUCCGCUGCUGAAUUCCAAUGAAAUAUGGCGUAGUCCGGAAUUUGAUGCGAAAAAGAAGGUAGUUAUUUUGGCCACCGGCUGGACGACAACAGUCAAUAAUUCAGAUACGAUUGAUGUGUUGGCCAAGGCGUACAAUUGCCGUGGUGAUGUGAAUUUUGUGGCCGUGGAUGUAGCAAAUUUCGUGGACACGCUGUACACUUGGUCAGCAUUGAACACUGACGAAAUAGGCGCCAGCAUAGCAGAAGGUCUCGAACUCCUCACCGAAGUGGUGCCACUACACAAUAUCCAUUUGAUCGGACACAGUUUAGGUGCACACAUUGUAGGCGCCGCCGGGCGCUACUUCAGCUAUCGCACCGGCAAAUUGAUACCACGCAUAACCGGUUUGGAUCCUGCGAAACCAUGCUUCAACGAAGGCCACUCACUCUCGGGGCUACUGCGUGGUGAUGCUGAUUUCAUCGAUGUAAUCCACUCGAAUCCUGGUGUAUUGGGCAAACGAGAACCAAUGGGUGAUGUCGAUUUCUAUCCCGGUGGCUUGGAUCCUUUACCGAAUGGCUGCUUGCAUGUUGUCUGUGCGCAUGCCCGUGCUUGGGAGUACUAUGCAGAGUCUGUUUAUCCUGGUAAUGAACUGAAUUUUAUGGGUAAACGUUGCAGUUCGCUGACGAAAUUGCUUGAAUCGAAAUGUCCCGGUCCGGAGUUUCCAAUGGGCUAUGCAACGCCACACAACAUCAAGGGUAAUUACUUUUUGGAGGUGAAUAGUGCUUCGCCUUAUGGUAAGGGCAACGAUGCGAAGAAAGUGGAGGCGCAGGUAAAUUGUGGUUUAUGCUGAAAUGAGAAAAAUUAGUGCUCUGUUGAUCUUUUGUAUCUUUCAUAAAAAUAAAAAAAGUUAGUUUUAUUUAACUGUGAAUCAAA